UAGGUAAAGUACGUUAACUGUUAUCAUGACUAGAACCAUUUCCUUUGGUUAAGUUCAUUGGCGUUAAAUUAUCACGAAGCUCGUAACUUGAAGGUUGGAAGUAAAGGAGGCCUUAUGUCAAGCCAGUUCAGUAUUGGGAGGGCCGACGACGUGUACCAACAUGAAGAAGCUGUUUUCAAAGAUCGAAAACACGUCGAAGGAGCCCAACAGUUACAUAGGAAAGGUUUUUGUAGUAGGACGUUUCGUUGUCACCGUCGAAGAAGUUUUAGCCGAAGGAGGAUUUGCUAUUGUAUUCCUGGUUAAAUCUUCGAGUGGACGUUAUGCACUUAAACGCAUGUACGUUAAUAAUGAACACGACCUUAAUGUAUGUAAGAGGGAGAUACAAAUAGCAAGUAACUUGAACGGUCAUAAGAAUAUCAUAGGAUAUGUGGACAGUAGUAUCACACACAUAGGUGGGGGAGUACACGAACUUCUGCUUUUAAUGCCUUAUUGCAAGUCUCAAGUUCUGCAAAUGAUGAACAAUAGGUUACAGACUGGGUUUAGCGAAUCUGAAGUUGUUCAAAUAUUUUGCGACGUUUGCGAAGCUGUAUCUCGACUACAUCAUUGUAAGACACCAAUAAUACAUAGAGAUCUAAAGGUUGAAAAUAUAUUGUACUCCGAUACUGGUCAUUACGUAUUGUGCGACUUUGGUUCGGCAACAGCGAAAGUCCUUAAUCCCAGUGUACAGGGUGCAGCGAUAAUCGAAGAAGAAAUUAAGAAGUAUACGACCCUUAGUUAUAGAGCGCCUGAAAUGGUUGAUAUGUACUGCGGGAAGCCCAUUACAACGAAAGCAGAUAUAUGGGCAUUGGGAUGUUUGUUGUACAAACUCUGUUUCUUUACAUUGCCAUUUGGAGAGAGCACCCUUGCUAUCCAAUCGGGAAAUUUUACAAUACCGGAUCAUUCAAGAUAUAGUAGAAGCCUUCAUUGUCUGAUUCGUUAUAUGCUUGAGCCGGAUCCCGAUAGUCGUCCCGACAUUUACCAAGCUUCUGUGAUUGCUUUUCAAAUCCAGGGCAAAGAGUGUCCUGUACAAAACAUACACAAAGUUCCAACACCUGUUUUGGAAUCGUUACCUUGUCCUUCUAUGGAAUCUGAAAACGUGAAAAGAUCAUCGUUGGUGAAAACACCAAAACCGAGCCCAGUACCUACUGUGGAGGGUACCUCGGUUACACCAAGACAACGGCCAAAGGGACAAGCUGUGAGCACAGGUCCGAUCAGUUUGAGCGGCCAGAUCGUAAGUCAAAUAUCUGGUCAGGGGAAUCAGCAGAUGCAAUCGCAAAGUUGCUCGUCAUCGCUUACUCAAGUUUCGCCGCAAAUUCCUUGCACGACUACUAGUAGUCAAAACAUUUCCUUCGGACAACAAUCACAGCAAAGUCAGCAACCGCAGUACAGUCAGUCGUCACAAUGUACCACGACUAGACAAUCCCCUGUAACUGUUCAAGAUACAGUAAGCUCGUAUUACUUUGACUCAACGUCGGUGACGAGCGUGAGCGAAGAAAAUCUAGAAGCGCUAUUUCCACCAUCGGGUUAUCCAGACCCGUUCAAAGAUGAUACCCGAGCUAUGCCACCACCCACAAAAAUACCACCACCAGUAGCUCCUAAACCUUGUAAAAUUGUAGCCAAGGUACCGAAUACUUCGAUCAGUUGUCAAUCUUCGAAGUUUACGUCUGUUACUUGCAUGACGUCGAAACUAAAUACUCCAACGGGGCCUAACAAGGUGGCUGCCGUAACGCCGCCGACUUUACCGAAACCAGUGAAUAAGACAGAAAGUUUGAGUCAAAGUAUAAGCUCGAGUACUUCACCACCCGAUAGUCCGACAUUCUGUUCUGCUCGUCAUAGAAGGAACGUUAGCGACACGAGUGCUUUUAACAAAGCAUUUGCAAACGAAACAACACAAUUUCUGGCACCAUACGAAGCUUCGGUGAAAGCACGCUCGGAAGAUACUACCACUCCUGAAGUUGUAGCCGACGUAAAAUCUUGUCUAGGAUCCAGUGCUUCGCAUGUACGUAUUGGCGAAUUAUCGAGCAUAACCGCUAGCGAAGGAAGAUCUCUAAGCGCAGACGUAGCAGCUUGGAACCCUUUCGAGGAUGUACAACCUUUUAAUCAGUUAACGGAGGAUCACAUUUUUGGAGCGGAGUUUGACAAAAUUCGAAGGGGAAGUAAUACGAGUAUUGGUGGUAUAAAAAGACGCGAGAACCUCGUUGCAACGUAUACAGAGUUACCAGAAGAUCCAUUCGAAUCUGCACCUUUCAGUUUACCAACAGGAAAGAAGAAGAAAAUUGGGUCAAAGACUGCGGCACUUGCUGGAGGCAAGCCCAUAAAUGGUAGAUCAAGAAUACCUCCGAAACAAUGGAAUCCGGGAAUCGAUCGCGGUGAAUCGUACGACAGAAUGAACUUUUUAACGGAGAACAGUCCUAUUCCUACGCCGUUCGUUCGGGUUCCGGUCGAAGAUCGAUCGAAAUACGAAAAGUUGCCGUUCAAUGCUGGCGAUGUAUCUAGCGACAGCGACAAAGAUUCAUCGCAGGAACGCAUGAAGCAGAAGAGAAGAAGGAUUAAAAGUGUGUUACAUAGAAAGAGAAAAACGCAAAAUAUGAAGAAAGCAGCGGUGGAAUGCAACAUAUCGACCAACGAUAGUCGAUACAAUAGCGGUACUUGUAAUAUCGUUAUACCGAAUGGUAAUAUCGGUAACAAUGAGAAUGGGAAGAACGACGCUAUCAAUUAUGAGAAAUGUCUCCAAGAGAAGGAGCAGGCGGUGGAGGACGAAGACGAAGACGAAGACGAAGACGAAGACGAAGACGAAGACGAAGACGAAGACGAAGACGAAGACGAAGACGAAGACGAAGACGAAGACGAAGACGAAGACGAAGGCGAAGGCGAAGACGAAGGCCUUAAUGAAAAUAACUGCGACGACGAUGAGGAGGAGGAGGAGGAGGAGGAGGAUGAUGUGGAAGACAAGAAGAAUGAGAAAGAUAAGGAUGAAAGAUGCGGAAGGAUAAAUGAAACCGUUUCGGAAAGUGCACGAGUUUGUGGUAGUAAUGGUGGUGGAGAUUAUAGAGGGAAAAAGUGGAGAAAAGAUGGAAGAGAGGAGGGAUUGUUGGCAAAGGGAAUGAACACGGAUCCGAUUGUUGGACAUGAGUACGGGGAGGAAGGUCUGUUGUUGGAUGACGAGCUCGAUCUAGAAUCGAAACCUGAACGAUCAUCACAUGGUGAUCCAUUCGUGGUUGAUGAUCGAUGCGGUUUAAACUCCAAGCUAAUCGACGAUCUUUAUUCGUUGGAAGGAAAGAAUAAGAUGGUAAAAAUUUCGAAGGAUGCAUCGUGGAAAGUGGAAGAGGAUGUUUUCGCUUUAGCUCCGUUUCCUAGAUCAGUCAGCGGGUGCUCAACGAAGAUCGCUGAGUAUCAGGAGAGCGAUGAAUUGAGAAAUAUUCCCUCCGCCGGUACUUUCUAUUUAACUAGUAGUAGGCCGGUGAUAUCCGAGCAAGCGAAUCUGUUCCGAAAAUACGGAAAUUGCACGAGUCUUACGAACAAGGAGAAUCACACGGACGUUCGAUCAUUAUCGAACAGACAAAGGCAACGAUCUUCUUGCGUGACGGCGAUCUCAAGCGUUCACAACCACCGAAUCAGCUCUGAGUCGCAGAGAAACGAGAUAACGGACGAUGACCGGCAAACAAAGCAGAAUGAAAAAGAUGGAGAUGUAGCAGAGGUAAGACUAGUGGAAGGAGGAGGAGGGAAUAAGGAAGAAGAGGGAAAUAGGGAGAAGGAUUUAUUUGGCUCCUCGCCGUUUUGUCCGAGCGGUUUCGCAACAAAUCUCUUCGAUUUGGAUACUCUGCGAAGAAGAAUUGCGGAGGAUGGAUCGCAAAGGUUGGCUACGACGAUAUUUGCGACGCGGCAGACAAAAUCGUACGAUGAUCGACCAGCCUUGUCACAUCCACAACAGCCAGCUGGUGCUGCCUCCUUGACCACGAGAAAGCCAACGGUAUCAAAUACAAAGUUUAUCGGUGUAGCAUCGGAAGAUCUUUUCGGUUCCAUUCCGUUCGAUGAAUUCGCGUCGCUUCAGUUAAACAAGCAAAACAGCAGGCCCAAGACUUGCGUUCCACUUUCCCAAGCAUCGUCGUCGUCGUCGUCGUCGUCGCAACCGUCACCGUCAACUUUCAUCGUUGGCGACGACCUGAACGCGAUGCUAUUGCAUAAAGCGCAAUCACCGGGUACCGUUGCUCGAGCAAUGUCCACAGGUUUGCAAGGUGUACACACGAUGGAACCGGUUCAGUAUGCUGCUCGAAUUUCGAUUGAAACUGUAAAUAGUGCACCGAAGAUAGACGUUAAGCCGGACGUGGUUUCGGCCAUAUUCCCGAAACCGUUGCUAGUUACCGAGGAACAUCACGUGCCAAGGCAGAAAAAGGAUAAAUUUUGCAUGUCCGAGAAAUGCAACAAGUAUCAUUUAAUGGAUGAGAAAGACGACGACGGGGGCAAGAGCAGUGCCGGUAUCGAGGUAGUUGUUGUACCGUUGUCCUCGUCAUCGUCUUCGUCGUCGUCGUCGUUGCAGCUAUCUCACAAGACCAAGUCGUUGACGACUUGUUAUAAGAAAAGUCCGAGAACGAAAAAAUAUUCAGCCGUUAGCACCGCCGCGGGCUUCAGCAACAUGAGUUUCGAGGAUUUUCCAAGCGACGAGAACGAGGAGAAACAGAUGAGAAAUACGAAAAUCGCGGCGCCGUUCGAGGUGAUUAGGGAACCCGAGAAACGAUUCGGAUCGUUGAAAAGAAGGAGCAAUCCGUUUACCUGAGAAACGAGAACUACGUGACGAGAUACACUAGUCAGAUUGAAUCGCGAUCAUCCGGAACGAACGCGUCCAACUAUUAUAAACAGGCAUCGACACGUGAUUAAGCGUCCGUCAGGGAAAUCGGCUUCUAUCACGUCGAUUGAUGAAUCGAUUAUCACCCAGCAUCACCACCGGCUUAUAACCUGCAUCGAUCGUGUAUCGUACAUAACAAUUCGCAUUUCAUCGAUAUUUACUCGUCUUCUAAUACUGACCAAACAGGUCAUCCGAAUGCGUUGCUUACUUUGCUGAUUUCAAUCGAAACACGUUAUCUCGAACGAACGAACGA
Messenger RNA from Habropoda laboriosa, 5135 nucleotides. RefSeq lists its product as uncharacterized. Gene Ontology annotation, biological process: protein phosphorylation. Bases 161 to 4813 code for a protein of 1550 amino acids. The transcript has 16 exons. Gene Ontology annotation, molecular function: ATP binding; protein kinase activity. NCBI's taxonomy places the organism in Eukaryota, Metazoa, Arthropoda, Insecta, Hymenoptera, Apidae. The record is from RefSeq and is a predicted model, not a curated record.